Molecule: messenger RNA, 6160 nt
Organism: Zeugodacus cucurbitae (melon fly)
Lineage: Eukaryota; Metazoa; Arthropoda; Insecta; Diptera; Tephritidae
Gene: Sema1a
Product: semaphorin-1A
Exons: 22
Biological process (GO): axon guidance; semaphorin-plexin signaling pathway; neural crest cell migration
Molecular function (GO): chemorepellent activity; semaphorin receptor binding
Source: RefSeq, a predicted model, not a curated record
GUUCCGAUUGGGAAGAACGUUCCACUUUGCUGCGCAUGCAUGUUAAAUUUCGUAGUAUUUUUUUGAGGGACUGCUUGCAACACUGUACGGGCGCCGCUGGCUGCACACCGAGUGAGUGACAGCGAGUUUGUUUCUGUUUUGCCGUCUUUUGGGGAGGUGGUGUCGCGCGCGCGUUCGUAACACGCAUUGAGAAGCAAAAGCCAAAGAAAAAAAGUGAAAUAUAAAUAUUCAAUGAAAAUUGUGUUUGUGAUUUUAAAUAGAAAAUAAAGAAAAUACAUUGCACUGUAACUGUUUGUGAUUAAUUUUAUUUUUUGUGGAAAAAUAAAAAAUACAAAUUUAUUGUGUAAAACAAUGUAAAAAGUGCAGAAAUGUUCUGAUAAAGUGUGGAAAUUCUUUGAAAAAUUACAAAAAUAACAGCAAUAAAGCAAUUGUUGUUGUUGGAAAAAAAUAUAAAAAAAUCAACUUGCAAAACACACAUGUGAAUACAGUUAAUCGCAGUCAACAAUGUGGUGGCGUUAGUGUUGGCGCAGCGUUGAAGUGUCAUCCUUGCCGGUUGGUGUAACAUACAGUUUAUAUGUGGCGCGUGUGCUGCAGCUUAUAACAAUCUUAAAAAAAAUACAACAACAACAAUAAAAAGCAUAAACAUAAAAUAGCAAGCAUAAUAGAGGAUAACUACUGUAUUCCGCUUUCAAAGCGGCGCUGUUAGUUUUGCAUUCAGUUUGUUUCGGUUCAGCACGCACACACACAUACACACAUACAGUUGUUGUUAUUGUUGUGUUUGUUGUUGUUGCUGUUGUGUGUUAUUAUCAUUGUUUCGUCGGUUCGUGCAACGCUCCCUACAAGCGUUUCUUCGUUCUCCAUCGUUCGUUCGUGUGUACCGUUUUUCGACAUCUCCGUUUUUUUUUUAAUACAACAACAUACAGCUACAAAAUAACGUUUUUCGCCGGUUCUCGUCCUCUACUGAUUUUGCAUUCGCAACGUUUUAUAUCCGAUUCUUCUUCGUCCUACAUCCUUGCUACACGUCCAGCUCCCGCAGCUCAUGUACAAAGCUUUUUGUGUCGUUGAAGCGCCUCAUGCUAUGCAAUAACGGUACAAUAACUGCAAAAGCAGUCGCAUAAUAGUUGUUGCUUGUUGUUGGAAAUUUGUCGUUAUACACAUACAUACAAACAUACACUCGUGUGUACCGGAAACUGCGAGGAGUAGUGUUAAUUUUUUCGUCUGCUGCAUACCGUUACACAUAACACUCAGCAGGUCCAACGAACAGCCGGAAAAGCCAUGCAGGCAUAGAUAGCGACAACCAGCAGACAGACAGACCCGCAUAGUGCAAAAGAUAGACAGUCAGUCGGUGUGACAUCGACUCCUUACAUACAUACUACAACACAAUAAUUCGACGACGGUGGAAAAAAGCUGCGCAUGAAGCACGGCACCCCAAUCGCACCAUUACUACAACAACAACAACAACUACCACUAAGGAAGAGUGUUAUAAAUUUUGGUCAUAUUCCAAAAUACGUUUUUAAGUACUUGCAACAAUUCGCUAGCAAAAUUACAAAGGCCACAUACGCGACAGUCGUUGCAGUUUGUAAUAGCGCCGCGAGUGCUUGGUGUAUUUGGUUGCUCGCCAAUCGGCAACCCAGCGAGGAGUUAUUGGAGGAGACGCACACUUACCACGUGCUCGAAAGCACUGCCGGUUACUACUUUAGCCGCUGUUCGUACGCUUGUCAGCGGUGGUCAGCAUGUCCGCGACGACGACGACAACGACGCGUAUCAGCUAUUGAAAUUCCGCUCAGCGCUCAAUACUGGCAACUUUUAUUUUCCGUUUCGGUUUUGCGACACACAACAUUCGCUACUUUUUAACUGCAGAAAACAGAAAGAAAAAAACAGAAAUAAAUAAAUGGGAAGCAACGGAAAGCAUAAUGCCAGCCAGACGAUAAUGAAGUAACACUGUACAUAUAUACAUAAAUAAAUAAAUGUGUGUAUAUUUUGAUUCUACGUCAACAAUUCUACAUUCCUUCCUGCCAUACAUAACUCGUUUGUUUCGUCUAACUCAAAACUAAAUUUAAUUUAAACUUAUACGCAAAAGAAAAAAGUUUUCUACUAAAAAUAUGCGCUGAGUGUUCGAAGUUAAAAUUUAUAUAUAAAUAAAUAAAUGUGUGUGUGUCUAUAUACGUCGUCAGUAAGUGCAGUAAACGGAAAAGAGCAAUAAAACAAUGCGAAAGUUAUAGCAUGUAAAAUAAAUAAAACGAAAAAUAAAGCAAGCAAAACGAAAUAUGUGAAAAGAAAUUAAAGCAGAAACGUGGUAAAUGAGUAACAAAACUUUAUUGUGAUUUACUAAAAAUAAUAAUAAUAACUAUACGAGCAAGGCAAAGGAAAGCCAAAAUUCAUAAAUUAAACUAACGAAAAUAACGAAAAGUAACAAAUUGUUGUAUAAAAAACCCUCAAAAAACAAAUAAUAAAUAAAAAAAUGUUACACGAACCACAAAUCAAACGAAAAAUGUCGAUAAGUCGGUGUUGCCACAAUGCCAAUGGUGGCAUCACAGCCGUCGCAGCGACGCAAGUCUUCCUCGUACUGACGCUGUUCGUGAUUGGGAAUCUAAGUGCCUGGCAGGAGAAUGUGCGGCCGAAACUUUAUGUGGAAUUAGGUCCUGAAGAUGUGCUAAAAUUUCUCGGAAACGAAAGUGUCGUGGAUCAUUUUAAGCUUGUCACAAAGGAUGGCAACAGCCUGCUCGUCGGUGCCAGAAACAUCGUCUAUAAUCUAAGUAUACACGAUUUAGCUGAACAGCAACGGUUAGUGUGGCAAUCCACAGAGGAUGACGUCAAGAUGUGCAUAAUCAAAGGCAAAGCCGAGGAGGCAUGUCAAAAUUACAUUCGCAUCAUGGUAGUGACGUCGCCGGGUCGCUUGUUCGUGUGCGGCACCAAUUCAUUUCGGCCUAUGUGUAAUACAUACAUAAUCAACGAGAACAACUAUACCCAGGAGGCGAGCAAAAGCGGCCAAGCCGUGUGUCCCUACGAUCCGCAUCACAAUUCAACAUCAGUAUUUGCUGAUAACGAGCUAUACUCCGGCACUGUGGCCGAUUUUAGCGGCAGUGAUCCGAUUAUCUAUCGUGAGCCGCUACAGACGGAGCAAUACGACAGUCUAAGCCUCAAUGCGCCAAAUUUUGUCAGCUCUUUUACACAGGGUGAUUUUGUGUAUUUCUUCUUCAGAGAAACGGCUGUGGAGUACAUCAAUUGCGGAAAGGCAAUUUACUCACGCGUCGCGCGUGUCUGCAAAUGGGACAAGGGCGGACCGCAUCGUUUUCGCAAUCGCUGGACGUCAUUCCUGAAAUCACGCCUCAACUGCUCCAUACCCGGCGAAUAUCCGUUCUACUUCAAUGAGAUACAAUCGGCUAGCAAUCUCGUCGAAGGACACUAUGGCCAAACAAGCGCCAAAUUGAUUUAUGGCGUUUUUAAUACGCCAACAAAUUCAAUUCCCGGCUCGGCAGUUUGUGCAUUCUCACUGCAGAAAAUCGCUGACACAUUCGAGGGUAACUUUAAGGAGCAAAGCAGCAUCAACUCAAAUUGGUUGCCAGUCAAUAAUGCCAAGGUGCCCGAACCGCGACCCGGCUCUUGUCACAAUGAUUCACGAACAUUGCCGGAACCGACGUUGAAUUUCAUCAAAACACAUUCGCUAAUGGAUGAGAACGUUCCGGCGUUUUUCGGUCAACCAAUUUUGGUUAGGACGAGCACAAUUUAUCGCUUCACACAAAUCGCUGUGGAUGCACAGAUAAAAACGCCCGGCGGAAAGACUUAUGAUGUGAUAUUCAUCGGCACGGAUCAUGGCAAGAUUAUUAAGUCCGUCAAUGCUGAAUCAGCCGAUUCGGAUGCGAAGGUUUCAUCAGUGGUGAUUGAGGAAAUCGAUGUGCUGCCGAAAAGUGAACCCAUAAGAAAUUUGGAAAUUGUGCGCACCAUGCAAUAUGACCAACCAAAGGAUGGCAGCUACGAUGACGGAAAAUUAAUCAUUGUCACCGAUAGCCAAGUGAUUGCAAUACAAUUGCAUCGCUGUCACGAUGACAAAAUCACCAGCUGUAGUGAGUGCGUAGCGCUGCAGGAUCCAUACUGUGCUUGGGAUAAAAUUGCUGGAAAAUGCCGUUCACACGGUGCGCCACGUUGGCUCGAAGAAAAUUAUUUCUAUCAGAAUGUUGCAACUGGGCAACAUGCGGCAUGCCCAUCAGGUAAAAUCAAUUCGAAGGAUGCGAAUGUUGGCGAACAGAAGGGCUAUCGUGACGAUAUGGAUUUGUUGGAUUCACGGCGCCAAGGCAAAGAUCAAGAGAUCAUCAAUAUUAUGGGUGAUAAAAAUUUCGAAGGUCCACAAAUUUCAGCAGAUAUUAUCAAUGCGCAGUAUACCGUCGAAACGCUCGUUAUGGCCGUCUUAGCCGGUUCAAUUUUCUCCCUACUAGUGGGCUUCUUUACAGGCUACUUCUGUGGCCGACGCUGUCACAAGGAUGAGGAUGACAAUUUGCCAUAUCCCGAUACGGAAUAUGAGUACUUUGAGCAGCGUCAAAAUGUCAAUCGUAUACAAGCGGAGCCGAAGCUUCUACCUCAAGUGGAGGAGGUGACGUACGCCGAACCGGUGCUUUUGCCACAACCACCACCACAAAAUAAAAUGCAACAUUCACCAAAGAGUACGCUACGCAAACCCAUGAUGCAUCAUGGCCCAAAUUCCGAGACGCUCUUCCAAUUUCAGCCCGAUGGCUAUAAUACACAACAGACAUAUCGCGGUCGCGACAAUUUCGGUACACUGCGAUCACAUCAGGUGAUGGGUGAUAACUAUCGUCGUGGCGAUGGCUUUUCGACAACUCGCAGCGUCAAGAAGGCUGUAAACACAAAUACACGUAACAGAAGUCUUGGUCGUUUAAGAAGGCAGCCGCCCCGUCAUGGUAUUGUAACUCAGCACCGUUCGAAUAGUCCAGCACAACACUCCAGUUCCGGCUCAUCGCCGGUGAUGUCAAAUAGUAGUUCUAGUCCAGCGCCACCUUCCAGCAGUCCUAGUCCGCAAGAGAGCCCCAAGAAUUGUAGUUACAUUUACCGUGAUUGAUUGAUAUGUAAUACCAAAUCGAUGCCAUUAAUUAAAACAACAACAACAACAGCAGGAGUAGCCGGAGCAGCGGUAAAUCCAAGCAAAGCAGCUAUGCAGCAAGUAAACGCUACAACAACAGCAACAAUAACUAAUGGCGCAACAGCAAGAACAACAACAGCAGCAGCAGCAACAACCACAGCCACGCGCAGCUCAUGCGGCAAAGUGCGCACAACACUCGCCAAAUCCGUGCCAGCAACACCCGUACAACCGAAAUCGCCAACCGCACACUUCAUAUCAACCUCACCCGAAUGUGAGGGCAGCGCCACAGCAGCAGCCGCACGCGGAUUGCACGCCAACGACGAUGACGACCACUACAACAAUUGCAGCGAAUAUCUACCACAUUCCUAUCCGAAUUUCACCUUCGAUCUCUCUGAAGACGACUCCAACGACUACGACGAUGACGAGCUGGAGUUGGAUGACUCUUCGCUGGCGAUGAUAACACCGCCACCACCAUAUGUCGAUACACCGUUGCAACAGUAUGCGCGUACGCAUGUGCCACCACUGCCGCCGCUCCAUGCAACACGUACGCGCCGAGCCGCCACAGCGCCACCGCCACCCACACGCAAGAAACUCUUUCAGAAUCGCGAGAUCUUCAACAUCAACACGCCCGCAACGUUAACGCCCAGCAGCAGUAGCUUCGCGAGCGCCAUCACGCCAACGAAGUUGAGCGCCGCCGCAGCGGCUAUGUUUGCGGCGCCACAAAUGGCGCAACUCAACAAGAAAUGGACGCAGUUGCAUCGCAAGCGGCGACGGCGCAAUAGCAGUUCGGGCGAUUCGAAGGAGUUGGACAAGUUGGUGUUGCAGUCGGUGGAUUGGGAUGAGAAUGAUAUCUAUUGAGCGAUUGCGGUUGAGUGGCAGGUGCAUUUGCUGCUUCUAAGCGCGCUUGGCUUGCAGUUGGAAGUGGAAGUGGAAGAAGAAGACAUCUCAUACAAUGUACACCUACUGCGUUUCUUUACUUGGCUUAAUCGUAGACAUACAUGCACACAUACUUUUUCCAUUCGAAAUACAUACAUACAAUUACAAAGCAAAGCAUCUAAUAAUAGUAAA